Messenger RNA from Ctenocephalides felis (cat flea), 2218 nucleotides. It is a transcript of the gene rdgC, whose product is annotated as serine/threonine-protein phosphatase rdgC. Bases 1 to 2214 code for a protein of 737 amino acids. Gene Ontology annotation, molecular function: protein binding; iron ion binding; protein serine/threonine phosphatase activity. The record is from RefSeq and is a predicted model, not a curated record. Gene Ontology annotation, cellular component: cytosol; nucleus. NCBI's taxonomy places the organism in Eukaryota, Metazoa, Arthropoda, Insecta, Siphonaptera, Pulicidae. Gene Ontology annotation, biological process: detection of stimulus involved in sensory perception. The transcript has 14 exons.
AUGCUUGGAUGUGGUUGCUUAAGACGCAAUGCCAACUCCGAGCGUAGUCCUAGCCAGGACGAUGCGUCUUCCUGCAGGUCUUCGGAGUUGGAGCAGGCUGGUGGUGUCACUAAAAACCACCAAAAUAAUGCAGGAGGCCGUAAGAAAGACAAUGGUGGUCUUUUGGCAGUAAUAUCUUCUACAUCGGGAUUGUUCAAAGGAUGGAGGAAGACCGGACAGAUGAGCAUGACCAAAGUCGAAAGAACAAUGAAAGCAGCUAUUUUAAUUCAAAGAUGGUACCGAAGGUAUUUGGCACGUAUGGAGGUUAGGAGGAGGUACACAUGGACUAUUUUCCAGAGCAUUGAAUAUGCCGGAGAGCAGGAUCAAGUGCGGUUAUACAAUUUUUUCAACGCAUUAUUAACACACAUACCAGAUUCAGCAACAAAAUCAGCUAACUCUGCAGUUACUUCAAGAUCAUCUUCUUUAGAUGAAUCUGAUGAUGUAGAGGAAGGUCUCGGGAUGAGUGGGCCGGAUCGAGGUUAUAGGGGGCCACAUUUGAAUUUCCCGCUUCAGAGGAAGGAUUUGGAUGUACUCAUAGACACAUUUAGGAAAAAGAAACAAAGGCUGCACGCGCGCUACGUGGCCGGCAUUCUUAGAGAUUCCACAACCAAGCUGAAACGUCUUCCAAAUCUGAACCAGGCUUCCACAGCUAUUUCCCGACAAGUUACGAUAUGCGGAGACCUGCACGGAAAACUGGACGACCUUUUAGUAGUUUUUCACAAGAACGGUUUACCUUCGGCAGAGAAUCCAUACAUAUUCAAUGGAGAUUUCGUGGAUCGUGGUAAAAAAGGUCUUGAGGUACUAUUAUUACUACUGGCCUCUUUCUUAGUUUUUCCUGGAGGUGUUUAUCUCAACAGAGGUAAUCACGAAGAUCAAGUCAUGAAUUCCAGAUAUGGCUUUAUCAGAGAAGUUAAUCAAAAAUAUAAGCACAAUGCGGAACGCUUACUGCGGCUCAUCGAGGGCGUCUACCGCUGGCUUCCGCUGGGGACGAUUGUUAACAACCGCGUUCUGGUUGUUCACGGCGGUAUAUCUGAUUCAACGGAUUUGGAUCUGAUACGAAGUUUGGACAGAGGAAAGUACGCUUCAUUACUUAGACCGCCAUUAACUGAAAGCUCGGCGCCGGGGGCUGAAAUCAUUGAUAAAGUUGAAUGGAAGCAGGUUUUCGACAUUCUGUGGUCGGACCCUCAAUGCUCCGAUGGCUGUGUGCCGAAUGGGCUGCGGGGUGCGGGCACAUAUUUUGGGCCCGACGUGACGGCCAAAUUUCUAGCCAAAAACAAAUUCAUGUGCGUCGUCAGGUCACACGAAUGCAAACCGGACGGAUAUGAAAUGAUGCACAGUAAUAAGGUUAUAACAAUAUUUUCUGCAUCAAAUUACUAUGAAAUUGGUUCAAACAAAGGAGCUUAUUUAAAAUUGGUAGGAGCAGGUUUGGAUACACAUUUUGUUCAAUAUACUGCAGCUGCUUCAAAAACAAGAAGACUGACAUUCAGGCAAAGAGUGGGUCUUGUGGAAUCCAGUGCAAUUAGGGAACUUAGUGCAAGACUAAGGAGUAGACGAGCUGAACUAGAAAAGGAGUUCAAAAGUCGGGAUGUGGAAGGGACAGGUAUUUUAUCACUAACUCAGUGGUGCGAAGCGAUGGAAGCAGCUACUAACCUAGGGUUGCCUUGGCGUCUUUUGAGGGAUAAAUUGGCUCCAACGGCUACAAAUAGUGGUGUUUUAACCCCCCAAAUAAGUCAGACACCUAAAACAACUCCUAACAAAACUCAGAAUGGUGGUCCUCAUGAAAGUAAUACAAACACUGAGGAAAUUCCAAAAGUUACAGCAUCCGCACCCGGAGUUCUUUACAAAGAAACCCUGGCUGCUCUUGACACAGAUAUAAUUAAACAUGCACAAUCUGGAUGUACAUCAGUCGUAGACUCUUUGUACAGGAAUAAAAGCAGUUUGGAGGCAAUAUUUAGAAUUAUUGAUAAGGACAAUAGUGGAUAUAUAUCUCUGGAAGAAUUUGCUGACGCUUGUGCAUUAUUGAGAAGACAUUUACCUCCAGAUGAUACACAAGAACAAUUACUUGACAUGUGCAAAAUGAUGGACAUAAAUAAAGAUGGCUUAGUAGAUCUCAACGAAUUUUUGGAAACCUUUAGAUUAGUUGACUCAAAUAGGGAAAAUGCUCCUGAAUUAUAAGUAU